GCGGUAGAUUAGUGUCAAAAUUAUGAGGUGUUUUUUCAGCAAGGGGGUUAUUCUACAGAGGGUGUCAAAAUUAUAUGGGGUGUCUUUUCAGCAAGGGGGUUAUUCUACAGAGGGUAUCAAAAUUAUAUGGGGUGUCUUUUCAGCAAGGGAUUAUUCUACAGAGGGUGUCAAAAUUAUAUGGGUGUCUUUUUAGCAAAGGGUUAUUCUACAGACAGUGUCAAAAUUCAGUGUAUGGGAUGUCUACUCUGUGUGUGUCAAAAUUAUAAUGGAUUGUCUUUCCAGCAAGGGGGGUUAUUCUACAGACUGUCAAAAUCAGUUAUAUGGGGUGUUUCAGCAAGGGGGUUGUUCUACAGGUGUCUUUUCAGCAAGGGGGGUUAUUCUACAGACAGUCAGGUGUAGAAUUAAGAGGGGUAUUUUUCCAACAAGGUCGUUGACUGUUAUUCUAGUGUCAAAAGCAUGAGGAGAGUUAGUUGGAGCGUGGCCCAACUUGAUGGAGGGUGUAUUUUUCAGCAAGGGUCUGCCAUGCAUUGCAUGCUAGCCUCGAUUCCAGGCCUUGAAUCGAGGCUAAUGCAUUGCUCAUUCAGCCUCUUCAAAGCGGCCUGGAUUCGAGGCUUUUAAAUUAUGGGAACUGAGUAAUUUUUGAGAGGGCGUGGUCUCAAUUACUUUAUUAAUGAUCAAGCAUGAGUUGUGACUGGAUUGUAGACAGCUUGGUAGCACUUAUCUCAGAUAUGAAGGAGGGAAGAGUAGUAACAAGAGAUAUAGUGGAUGGCUACAAGUGGAGAAUUGAACUUAUGUGCUCAGAUUUAAUGGCAAAGGAAGCUAUUUCUGGCGAAUUAUGUACUUCCGAGUGUAGUACUCUUGAUUUACUGAACAAGGCCUACAAGGAGAUGGAUACAUUGCUAAAUAAGUUGUUAAGUAAUGGAGGAGGUUCUAACGCACAAUUUCAAGCACCUUUGAUGUUGUCUGGUGUAGUUGGACGACCAGCGUAUGUUAUUCCUGAAGAGCAACUUCAAUGUUUAAUUGAAUCUCGUUUCACAGUUCCUCAAAUCAGCAAACUAUUAGGUGUAUCUGUAUCCACAGUUCGUCGACGUAUGUCAUCCCUAAAUCUUUCCAUCCGCUGUACAUAUUCACAAAUAUCAGACGAAGAGUUGGACAGUGUUGUUGGAGGUGUACAACAACAGUACCCAAACUGGGGUAACCGACAGAUGUACGGUUACCUUGUGUCACGUGGAAUCAGAGUGCAAAUGAAUCGAGUUCGGGAAUGUCAGAGAAGAAUUGACCCACAAGGAUGUGUCUUGAGAAGGCUGAGAAACUUAAGGAGACGAGUGUAUUCAGUUCAAGGUCCACAACAUCUUUGGCAUAUAGACGGGCACCACAAGCUAAUCAGGUGGAAGCUUGUGGUUCACGGUGCUAUUGAUGGGUACAGCAGAUUAAUUGUGUUUCUCAAAUGUGCUGACAACAACACUUCUGAAACUGUGCUGUCCAAUUUCACAGAUGCAGUUCAGUUGCAUGGAGUGCCUAGCAGAGUACGCAGCGAUAGAGGUGGCGAGAAUGUACUUGUACACGAGUACAUGGUGGCACAUCGUGGACCAAAUAGAGCAAGCUUUAUUGCAGGGCGAAGCGUACAUAACCAGCGUAUUGAACGGUUAUGGCGUGAUGUCUACAGUGCUUGCAUUGUUGGGUAUUACUGUUUAUUUUCACACAUGGAGGACAUAGGUAUCUUAGAUGUUGACAACUCUGUUCAUCUAUUCUGUUUGCAUUACGUAUUUCUUUCAAGAAUUAAUCAGAGUCUACAUGACUUCACAGCUGCUUGGAACAAUCAUCCUCUUUCAUCAGUCAGAAAUGCAAGCCCAAAGCAACUUUGGAUAAGUGGAUCACACCUCCAAGACAUUGAUGAACAGAUCCACAACAGCGACUACGGUAUUGAUUGGGAUGGACCUCUUCCUGUUGGCAGUAACGAGAGCUCAAUAGUUGUUGAUCCACCACAACAGCCUCUUUGCUCUAUGGAAUAUGAAGAAUUAUCUUCUGUUGUACACCCCCUUGCACAGAGUUAUGACCAUGGCAUGGAUUUCUAUAUGGACGCUGUUGAAUACACCUACAGUAAAAUUAACAGUUGCUAAGAUUUAAUAAUUAUGUCACUUCUGUUUCCAUAAAUAAUCUCAUGAAUAA
Messenger RNA from Halichondria panicea, 2169 nucleotides. RefSeq lists its product as uncharacterized. Gene Ontology annotation, biological process: DNA integration. Lineage: Eukaryota; Metazoa; Porifera; Demospongiae; Suberitida; Halichondriidae. The coding region runs from base 681 to 2120 and encodes 479 amino acids. The record is from RefSeq and is a predicted model, not a curated record. Gene Ontology annotation, molecular function: nucleic acid binding. The transcript has 3 exons.